Messenger RNA from Dreissena polymorpha, 603 nucleotides. Its product is annotated as RNA-binding protein cabeza-like. The coding region runs from base 163 to 387 and encodes 74 amino acids. Lineage: Eukaryota; Metazoa; Mollusca; Bivalvia; Myida; Dreissenidae. The transcript is spliced from 3 exons. The record is from RefSeq and is a predicted model, not a curated record.
AAGAGACAUAUCAGGUGUUUUCGUUUUCGUUUUCGGAAAACUGGAAAAUCCGAUUACUUGUUCUGAAUUCAACGAACUCUUUAAAUUGAAUUGAAAACAAACUUACCGCUCCGAAUGAACGUGUUAUCAAUAAUCGGAAUAUUAUAACUAAAUUACGUAAUAAUGGGUAACGGUGGAAAUGGCGGAUCCGGGGGUGGUGGCGGUGGCGGCGGUGGCGGAAUGUUUGGUGGUGGUGCAGGUGGUGGAGGCGGUGGUGGCGGCGGUCAUAAGGUCAUUUCAGAACAAAGAUCUUACGCUGUUGACGUGAUCAUAGAAUCAAACUCCGUGUUUCCUUUGGGAAUUGGGGAUCAAAAGAAUGGAAAUGACGAGGGACCGCCAAAACGCUAGUUCCUCACCGGGCAAUUCAAGUUCAGUCAGCGUUUGACCGAUUUUAAUCUCUGAAAUCAAACGUCACCAAAUAUAUAUAUAGAAGAACAUAUAUAAACACAGGACCUUACACAAUUUCAAGAAUAUUUGGUACAACAUUCACGCCUGUUAUGUUGCUUACUCCAUUUUACAAGUUGGUUUCCUAAAUAAUAUAUGUAAUAAAUAAUACAAAAAUAA